UUCUGGGAUUUCCCACUCUCUGAUCCCCAUUUUCCCAUGGAAUUUUGGGAAUUUUGGGAAUUCCCAUUCCCGUUUUUCCCCCCAGGAUGGUGCAGCAGUUCGGGGUGGAUUUCGAGAAGCGGAUCGAGGGAUCCGGGGAUCAGGUGGACACCCUGGAGCUCUCCGGGGGCGCUCGGAUCAAUCGGAUUUUCCACGAGAGAUUUCCCUUCGAGCUCGUCAAGGUCAGCCCGGGAAUCCCAGGAAUGCCGGGAAUCCCAGGAAUGCCGGGGAUCUCGGGAAUCACAGGAAUCUCAGGAAUGCCGGGAAUCUCGGGAAUCCCAGGAAUGCCGGGAAUCCCAGGAAUGCUGGGAAUGCCGGGAAUCCCAGGAAUCUCGGGAAUCUCGGGAAUCCCAGGAAUCUUGGGAAUGCCGGGAAUCUUGGGAAUGCCAGGAAUCUUGGGAAUCCCAGGAAUGCUGUGAAUCCCAGAAAUCCCAGGAAUCUCGGGAAUGCCAGGAAUGCCGGGAAUCCCAGGAAUCCCAGGAAUCUCGGGAAUCUCGGGAAUUUUGGGAAUGCCGGGAAUCCCAGGAAUGCUGGGAAUCCCAGGCAUCUCAGGAAUCCCGGGAAUUCCGGGAAUCCCAGGAAUGCCGGGAAUCUUGGGAAUGCCAGGAAUGCUGGGAAUCCCAGGAAUGCCAGGAAUCUUGGGAAUCCCAGGAAUCCCAGGAAUCUCGGGAAUGCCGGGGAUCCCAGGAAUCCCAGGAAUCUCGGGAAUCCCGGGAAUUUUGGGAAUCCCAGGAAUCUCGGGAAUCUCGGGAAUCCCGGGAAUCUCGGGAAUCCCAGGAAUCUCGGGAAUCCCAGGAAUGCCGGGAAUGCUGGGAAUGCCAGGAAUCCUGGGAUUCUCGGGAAUGCCGGGAAUCUCAGGAAUGCCGGGAAUCCCGGGAAUCCCAGGAAUGCCGGGAAUCCCAGGAAUGCCAGGAAUCCCAGGAAUCUCAGGAAUCCCAGGAAUCUCAGGAAUCCCAGGAAUCUCAGGAAUCCCAGGAAUCUCGGGAAUGCCGGGAAUCUCAGGAAUCCCGGGAAUCCCAGGAAUCUUGGGAAUCCCGGGAAUCUCGGGAAUCCUCCCGAGCCACGGAAUAUUCCAGGAAUUUCAGGAGAAUCCUGGGAUUUUCAUUCCCAGAAUCCUGGGAUUUUCAUUCCAGGAAUUUUGGGAGAAUCCCGGUGAUCCAUUCCCGGUGAUCCAUUCCCGGUGUUUCCUGGUGAUCCAUUCCUGGUGAUCCAUUCCUGGUGAUCCGUUCCCGGUGAUCCGUUCCCGGUGAUCCGUUCCCGGUGAUCCAUUCCCGAUGUUUCCCGGUGAUCCACUCCCCGUGAUC
This is a messenger RNA of Parus major (Great Tit), 1343 nucleotides long. Its product is annotated as collagen alpha-5(IV) chain-like. The record is from RefSeq and is a predicted model, not a curated record. NCBI's taxonomy places the organism in Eukaryota, Metazoa, Chordata, Aves, Passeriformes, Paridae. The transcript has a single exon.